UUCCUGGUUCGGGUAAAUGUUCCUGGCUGUUUUUGGAUAUGUUGGAGGAAAAGAAGGCAGUCGGAUCUCCGCAGGAGAGAAAAACUUCAAACAUUAGCAGGAAGAAAAUCCUGAGCUUCAACGCAGGAAACGCCAACGUUGCCUCAACCAACGGCAACGUCAGCAAUCAUCCACAAAGCUUUUCUUUGCUUUUGGAGAAUUGCGCCCCGUGUCCUCCUCCAGGGGUCCUAACAACCCCACUUCUCAGCGGGCUUCCUGGGAGCGCGCCACUGACAGGAAGGCAAGCUGCUUCUUUGCAGUUGGCCCAGCUGAAGGCUCAGCUAGCAUUAACGCAGAUGAACAAUGUUCUCACUGUUGGUGGCUAUGCUCCAACCUUGACAUCAAACACCCACAUACCUGCUCCGGGAUUGCCCACAAAACCACCUUCGCCGACUGCAGUGGCCAUCAAUCUCCUGAACCUUCUGAAGAUUGCCAACACUAUGUCUCAUCCCAUGUAUAAUCCCUUUGCCCCUAGCAAACAGAUGCCAUCCCAUGGACCUUAUGGACUCUCUGGUGGGCAAAUGGAGAUGGACCCUCGGAGGCCACCGCCUCACUUUAGCUCUGGUUCCAACUUCAGCUCUUCUGGAUCUUCUGGUCUUGCCUGUGGACCCUCUGGAGGACCUAUACCGUCCAUUAUGUCUUUACCAGGAAGCUACAGACCCGAGAGAAAUAAGAUUACUGUAGAUGAAGACAUAGACAGAUGUUUGGACUUGAAUAUCAGUAGAGCCAGGGAGGAGGUGAUACAAACUUCCUCAAGUCAAAAUACCCAAUUUACUAAUGUUCAAAGAGACAUAUUUCCUUCUUCAAACAAAGGAAUGCCUUCAUAUUUGACAUCUCCUGCUACUCUAGUAAACAGAUCCUUUACUGUGGAUAAUAGUAACGACAGUUUGGACUGGUUGCCUAUAUGCCAGAGGGGUUCAGAGGAAGAGUCAACAAAAAAAUAUUCAUCUGCGUCCUCCACCUUCCAAGGCAGUGGUGAAAGUCUUUUCAGUACCUCCAGUGAAGGAAAACAUAUGUCAUCCAUUCCAGGUUUGGGUGGCUAUGACAUAAAAAGACCAGCUAAGUUUGUGCCUCCUCCGGAGCCCAUUCGCCCCAAGUAUACUUCGGAAUCAGCAUCGAACAUCCUCCUGCAGUUUGGUCUUGAAAAAGAAGACUUGGAACACCUAAUCUCUUACCCUGAAGACCAGAUAACACCUGAGAACCUGCCUUUCAUCCUAAGGGAAAUCAAACUGGAGAAGGAAAAGAAAACUGCAACUGCUGUUCAAUCCAACCCCUACAGUGCAACUCAACCCAUCAGAAGUAUGGGUGAAAAGGACAAGUUUAUUCCUUCCAUGGGGGAAAGGUUCAAUUCAGAUCAAAUAUCAUCCACUGUUCUUAAACCAAGUAAAGUGAUCGAUUAUGGACAUACAGGCAAAUACACCACAGAGGUUGGGAAUGAAGUUGGAAGAACUGUUGGCAGUUCAGCUGUAGCUGGUGUGAGUGGAAGUUUGUUGUAUACGGACAGUUUCAAACCUAGCAGUCAUGUCAGAGAUCCACUUCAAAGAGGCCCUGGAGAGCUAAAAACUGGACCAGCUGUCACUUCACAUGGCCAGAUGAGUUCUGUCUCCACUGUUGACUCACUGAGGAGCCCUGUGGCACCAUCAAGCAGCGAUCCAUCUAAAAAAUUGGGAGUCCAAGCAAGCCAGACUUCAACGCCGCUUUUCCCAUCUUUUGGAUUGCUGAACAAGGACACAGAUUUAAGUCGACUCAAACCCGAAGGCCCCAAAAUUCCUCCCCCGAAGCAGCCAGAGCCAGCUCACCAGGCAUCCACUCAACCCCAGCCAUUCAAUCCACCCUGUAAUUUAAGUCGUGGAGUUCAUCCUGGGCGUCCUGGCCUUGUGCUUAUUCACAGUAACGACUCUCACAACAACAAUAAGAGCAAAACUCAAGGACAAGGAUUAAAAGCUUCUGAACAGGCGAACAAGAUACCAGCACAACAGCAGCCAAUUCAGCAGACUCUACAGCAUCAAGGACCGCCACCACAGAAGCCACAAUUUCAAAUGCAUCCGCAGCCGGUUCUGCAGUUGAAACAAGUACAACAAGGUCUUCCUGCUUCCAUGCCACCCCGGUUGGCUCUCUUUCCAGGUCGACCUGCUCUACCUACACCAGCCCAAGUUCCAAUCCGUCCUCUUCUGCCUAUGUCAGCCCCAGUGCUACUACGUCCUUCUCUACCUACACCAGCCCAAGGCCGGAUGGAUGCCAUGCCUCGUAUGCCGCCUCCAGUUUUCAAAGACCAGACAUCAGCACCAAGGAUGGGUCCGUCCAAACUACCAACACCGGCCAUGAUCAAGGACUACGCCGCGGCAACACCAAGAAUAUUUCCUCAUACCUGUUGUCUUUGUAUGAAAGAAUGUACCAAUAUGAAGGACUGGCUUUCCCAUCAGAACACUAGCCUUCAUCUCGAUAACUGCAGACUGCUGAGGUUACGAUGCCCUGAUUGGGAUGGGACGACACUGGAGUUACUGAGUGGUCCGGGUAAAGGUACCCAACCCUCGCCCACAGCUCUUGGCCAGAGUUUCCAUGAGACUCGUUCCCAUUCCCUCAGCCCUCAACGCCAACGUGGAUCAGAGGAUGGCAAGGAAAGUCCGCACCACCAUUAUGGGUCAGAGAGUAGAAGACAAAAACGUAGCAGCCGCUCUCGAUCACAUAGUCCACAACGCCAUCAUUCCUCCGAUGGUCAACGAGAGAGACGAAGUAGCAGAUCGCCACACACCUCCAGACACUCUCGCAGGUCUCGCUCUCGUUCCUAUGAUCGCCCAACCUCGUCUCACCACCGCUCACGUUCAAGAAGUUACGAGAGGCGAUCACCUCCCAGGAAGAGGGAAGCCAAGCGGUCGUCACCGAGGAGAAACUAUGAGCGUCGAUCGUCUCCAAGAAGAAGCGACGAGAGACACUCGUCACCAAGGAGAAGCCGUGAGGCGCGGUCUCCAGCGGAGAGAUCCGCACCUCAGCGUAAGAGGUCCAGAAGUGCCGACAGACUGGCUAAGAGACUCCUGGAAACAACAGCUGUCCAGUCUCUGUCCAAACAAUCUAACCUGGAGGCCAUGGUUAAAACUCUGGCUCCUGCGUUACUGGCUGAGCUGGCUAAGAUGAAGUCCUCUUCCAACAUAGAGAAGAAGACGUCUUCUGCUAAAUCAGCUAAAGCCACAUCCAGCCGUCCAAAGAGCGGGAAAAGCUCUUCAGCGAAGCCUAUGUCUGCUGAGUCCUUAUCUGCUGGCAAAGUGAGGCUCUCUAGCGUUUCUGCUUCCCUUUCCCAUGACGACAUUUUUGAUGCCUUGGAGAAAUUUGGAAAAGUCAAAGAAGUGAACAUAGCAAGAGCAUCACUGCAGGCAGUCAUCCAUUUUGAGAAAGAGGCAGAUGCAGAGAAAGUGAAGAAAUUACAAUGCUUGCAAGUGAAAGGACUGACUGUCUACGUUGACAAAAAAAUGAACGUUGUUUCCAUGAAGCCUCAGUCGGCGCAGAAAAAGUCUGCAGAGUCCAGUACAACAUCCACUGGAAAAGCUAAGGCACGUGCUGUACCUGGGGCUAAAUCCAUAGCGACAGGCCAAGUUGCUCCAAAAGCAAAGGGUGUCCCCACCAAGCAGGUAGCUGUAAAGAAACCCAAUACAGCUGGGAAAAGUGCAGUGAAACCGGUUGGAGUUAAAACUACAGAAGGCCCAGGAGUCCAAAAAACCAGAAGUCCAGUAAAGACGGCCGACGAUUCUAAAGACGAAGCAACAAACACGAAACCUGAAGGUGAUGAAAUAAAAUCUGCUGAAACUCCCAGUGAGACCGCUGAGGUGAUGAAGACGUCGGAUACGACUGUCUGUGAUGAAGAUAAAGAGGAGAAAAUGGAAGUGACUCCUGAAGCAGGAACAUCGUCAAACCUGGUGAAGGCUGAAACCCAACCAGACGCUUUGGGUGUGAAGGACUUGGAGUCCAAAUCAGCAGCACCAGAAAACCAGCCAGUUGCUGCCAAAGCAGAAAGCGAAGAGCUCCCCCUGGUGUCCAAAACCGUCGACACAGAGGGAACCUCUGAAGAGAAUCAAGUAGAAGAAUGUCUCAAAGUGGAUUCUGUAAGAAUCAAAGUUGAAGAUGCUGAACCUGGAAAGGCUGAACCAGAAGAACCCAUGGAAAUUUUGAGUUCUGCUGAGUCCAAAGACCAAGUUUCAGAAACUGUAAAACCAGCUGCUGGAGUUAAAACUCCACCGUGUUCGUCGUCUCCAUGUAAAACCGCUGCUGAUCCAGGUCAAACACAGCAAACCGCAGUGAAAACUGAAGAAAUGUUAGAGAGAGACUCAUCGCAGGUCCAGCCGUGUCCGAUGGAGGAAUCAGAACCCCCAGCAGAAAAGUUAAAGACAGAAACUGAGCAGCUACAGUCUCCAAAGAAGACAGAAACGAAGCAGGAAGAUGUAAGCAGUCAUCUGACACCAGAACCUGUGAGCGACGUCGUGGCCGUGAAGCUUGACGAACCAACAUCUGCUGAAGCGAAGCCUGAUGAAGCCGCAGCGGCACCGGCUGACCUUUUCUCCCUCGCGGCCACGGUGAAGACAGAAAAGGAGGAGCAGCAAAAAGAAACAAAACGCACAGCAGAGAAAACUGUCAAGUCCUCGACGCCUCUUUCAAAAGACUCUCAUAAUGAGAAACAACCUCCACCUCAGACCCGUGCCUCAGUUUCCCCAACUCCAGCAGAACCCAUCCAGUCAGGUUCUGUCAAAGCAGAUAUGAUGGCUGGAAAAAACGAAGCAGGGGUCGUUGCAGUCCCGACUGCGUCCCGUAAGUCCAAUGAAAAUCCUGAGAGGAAGCGGUCACCCAGCGCUCCAGUCAUCCCUGCAGAAAACCGAGCCACGCCUGAUCUGUCCACCUCCACCAUGUCAGUCGCGGCUUUGGGCAACCUGGAGGACGACGACGCUGAACUUCCUCAGAUCAAUGAAGAAUUUUUCAGGGUGCUGACAACAGCACUUCGUGAGCACAGACUAAGACAGGGAGAAAAGAAAGCAAGUGAAGAGAGUCUCACCAUAAGCAAAACAACCUCUGAAGGUAUGAAGGAGGAAAACACGCCACUCACAAAGGACGAAAGCAAAGACGAUGAUAACUACACGGACCCUUUUGAUGAGUUUGGCUUCAACUUUGGAGACUUUGUGACUGUUGAUGAGAUUAGUGAGGAAAUGGAUGACACGCUGGUUGAAGACACCUCUGUUUCAUUAGAGUCGACAUCCAGAGAUGCAACAGAAAGGCAGAGCCCCGAUGUGUCCUCUGCUGCCAGUAAGACCUCAACAAGGUCUUCAAAAAACUGUAAGAGCUCAACUUCUUCCUCAUCCAAGUCUGAGAAGGGCAGUGACUCUUUAAGUUCCACGUCUGAGUCCGAAAACAAGCAGAAACCUUCCUCUGAACCUCCCAAAUUUGAAACCAAAACCUCAUCUGUGAGUGGCGUUAAAACUUCUCCCUCCACUCCUUCUAGUUCUGUAAAAACUCCACCUUCCUCUAAUCACAAAUCUCAAUCAAACAAGAGUAAGCCUCCCGUUAGGUCAUCAGAAACAUCAUCCUCUGGUCGAAGUACUCGUUCAUCAUCAGCAGCAGCCACUAAAUCAUCUGCAGGAACACAGCAGGUGGGUAAAAAGGAUGUAAAACCUAAAGAGAGUGCAGUGGCAAAGUCUGACCACCAGGUGUCAGCAGAGAGCUGUUCUGCAAAAACUGUUGAGUCAGAGUUGAGGAUGAAAACAUCGAAGAUUCAACACGCAGAGGGACAGAGCUCACAGAUCCAGAAUCUGAAGUCAGAUUUUAAAAAUGUCAAAGAGAUGAAGAAAAAUGAAGUGAAGGAUAAGAAAAAAGAUAUGGAUGGCAAAAGCACAGAGGAGAAGAGGGGCAAUAAUGAGAAUACACAAAUCCUUGAUUCCUUCAAAGAAAAAUCUGAUGGGCAGAAAAAUAAGGAUGACAAUCAAGACAGAAGAACGGAAAUCCAAAUAUCUGGACCUGAGCAGGACCAUCUCGUUCAACAGGGAGCUGAUAAUGACAACGGCCCAUCAGAUGAAUGCCAGGAAAUGGAAGUAGAUGAGUCCACCAAGCUGCAGGACGGUGCACUUAAAGAUCAGGCUGCCACAGCUGAUGAUAAAGAACCCAACCAGACUCCAAAUAGCAGUAAGGUAAAACAACAUAAUGACAUUCGUUUAUCCGAGAGAGUCUGUGAAAUCUCCAAAGAGGUUGGUCAGACCUCCAAUGAAGAAGACCAAAAUUCACUAAAGCUACAGGACAAAACAAGAACAUAUGUGACACGAACAAAGGACAGCAAGAUAGAAAAAGAAGAGAGUCUUGAGGAUUUCGAGGAAAUGGUCUAUGAAGUUGUGGACUCCAUUGAAGACGAUUCAGUUCAAGAGCCCUCAACCACAGGGAGUUGUAGUAGGAGACAAACACCCAGAGGAAACAGAAAAGAUGAGAAGACAUCACCUCCUGUAGAAGAACCUAAGAAAUCUGACGACGAAGAAGAGGAAGUGUUCACAGUUUUAGACUCUGUGGAAGAGGAAAGUCCCAGUGAAAAACCAGUGGUGACGAGAUCGACUAGAAGAAGAGAAAACACAGCAAAGAAAGCUGAAGAAAAUACUAAGACGAAGGAAGACAAGACCCCCACAAGAAGAAGAUGCACACCAGUCAGAGAUUCUAAGGAAAAACAGAAAACUCCAAAAAAAGAUGUUCCUCUAAAGGAAAGUGCACCAACAAAGAGUAACUCUGCUGUAGCAAGUACUGGUCAUGAGGACACCACCUACAUGGAAUUGGAUGCUGUUGAGUAUGACCAACCAACUACACAGAAACCAAGAAGAGGAAGACCUAAGAAGGACAAUAAAACAAGUCGAGAACAAAGUGAGGAAGGAGAAGAGCCUGUUUAUCAGAUUGUAGAUUCUCUAGAAGAAGAUCAAGAAAAUGCAAUGACGGUGACAUCCACUCUUCAGAAAGAAAGUGAGACAAAAGUUGAAAUGACUGCAGAUGUCAACAUUGUUUCACUUACUAAAGCGAAGGAAGACGAGUCCCCCACAAGAAGACGCACACCAGCCAGAGAUGCACAGGAAACAGACGGAGUUUAUCUAAAGGAAUGUGCACAAACAAAGAAGAGUGACACUGCUGUAACAAGCACUGGUGAAGGGGACGAUACUUGUAAGCAAUUGAAUGUUAAGGAUGGCCAACCAAUGACACAGAAAUCGAGAAGGGUAAAACCAAAGAAGGACAAUAAAACAAGUAAAAAACAAACUGAGGAAGAAGAGCCUGUUUAUCAGAUUGUAGAUUCUCUAGAAGAAGAUCAAGAAAAUACAACAACGGUUGAAUCCAGUGAGCUAAAAAUUGAAAUGGCUGCAGAUUUCAACACAGUUUCGUUUACCAAAUUGAGUGAAGACAAAACCCUCACAGGAAGACGAUGUACACCAACCAGAGAUUCCCAUGAAAAAGUUGUAGUUCCUGUAAAGGAAAGUACACCAGCACAGACGAGUAAUGCUGCUGUAGUAAACACCGGGGAGGAAGACACUAUUGUUGAUGAACUGGAUGCUGUUGAGGAUGGCCAACCAGCAACACAGAAACCAGGAAGAGGAAGACCAAAGAAGAAUAAUAAAACCAGUAAUAAACUGACUGAGGGAGAUGAGGCCGUUUAUCAGAUUGUAGAUACUGCAGAAGAUGAUCAAGACAAAAUCAUGAUGGUAGCUUCCACUCAUCUGGAGGAAACUGAGGCAAAGGUUGAAAUGACUGAAGAUGUCAAAACAGUUUUGUUUCCCAAAAUGAAAGAAGACAAGAUCCUUACAAGAGGACAACGCACACCAACCAGAGGUUCUCAGGAAAAAGACAUAGUUCCUCUAAAGGAAAGUACACCAACAAAGAAGAGUGAUGCUGCGGUAGCAAGCACUAGCGAUGAGGACAGUACUUAUGAAGAAUUGGAUGCUGCUGGGGAUGGCCAACCAACAACACAGAAACCAAGAAGAGGAAGACCAAAGACGGACAAUAAAACAAGUAAAAAGCAAACUGAGGAAGAUGAAGAGCCUGUUUAUCAGAUUGUAGAUUCUGUAGGAGAUCAAGGAAAAAACAUGAUGGUAGAAGCCCAUAUUCGGAAGGAAAGUGAGACAAAAGUUGAAAUGGCUGCAAAUGCCAACACCAAUUUGUUUCCCAAAACAAAGGAAGACAAGAACCUCACAAAAAGACGACACACACCUGCCAGAGAUUCCCAGGAAAAUGACAGGGAGAAAACUCCAAAACCAGAUGUUUGUGUUCCUCCAGUGGAAAGUGCACCAACGAUGAAGAAUGACGCAAGGCACUUGGGUGGGCAGGAGACUACUUAUGAAGUAUUGGAUGCUGUUGAGGAACAGGUUGUUGAGGCAGCAACACGAGCAUCAAGGAGGGGAAGACCAAAGAAAGACAAUAAAACAAGUAAAAAACAAACAGAAUAUCUGAAGGUUGACUCGCCCAGAAAGGAUGAUGAAGAAGAAGCAACAUAUCAGAUUCUUGACUCUGUUGAGGAUGAGGUGGCUGAUGACGUAGCUCCUAUUGACCAAUCCGAGUGCGCAAAAACGUCAAGCGCUUUUGCAGAUGAUGACAUAACGAAGGAAAUGAUUAGGUCACUAUUAAAUGAGGAGGAAGGAGGGACAAUUUAUGAAAUUGUAGAUUCGCUGGAAGAAGAUCAAGUUCAAGAAGAGACAAUGACAGAAACAGCCAUGCAGGAGGAGCGUGAGACAACAGGAGAUCUGGUAGCAAGUACUGACCACGUACUGUCCAGCCCCUCAACUGUAGAACCGUUUGGACAAACAGGUGGAGGGAAGGAGACCCAGUUAGCUGGUAAACCAUUGGAGGAUAAAGAGGAUCUAUCUGCUAAAGGCUCUGAUACUGAGGGGAAGGCAGACGUUGUAGGGGAAGACGAGUCUUUAAAUCAGCCAAAUAAUCACCUUGGUGCAUCAGAGGAGAGUACACUAACUUCACCGAAGAGCAAGGACACAGAAGCAACCGAAAAUAUUCUUGUGAACCUGGAUCAGGUGAGUGAAGAUGAGGAAGAUUAUCCUGAUGACGCGGCGGAGGAAGAAGAACUGAAGAAAAGGCAAGCUGCUGCUCAGAAAAGAGAAAAUGACCGUGAGGAGAAAAGGUCCAGGGAAAGAGAAACUAGGGAGCGAAGGAGUCGAAGCAGCAGCAGAGGAGGGAGCAGGAAAUCAACGCGGGAGCCGGAGAAGACGAGUCAAGAAGAUUUAGAAAAGGUGGAAGUCGACGCCCAGGAUCUGGUGACCCUUGAUGAGGUGGGAGAAGAUGAAGUCGGAGAGGAAGCUGUGACAGAGGCUCCAACAUGGGAGGUGGAACUGCAGGAUCUCGUUACACUGGAUGAGAUUGUUGAGGAAGAGGAAGGACAGCUUGAAGCCCCGCCUCAGAGUCUGGAGAGCCAAUCCAAGGACUCUCUACAGCCAGAAACCUCGUCAACUUUGACAGAAACCACCCAGAUUGAGGACAACAGAGAUGACGAUAAUCAUCCAAAAGAACCUUCCAGCUCUUCUAAACGUAAACUCGAUGACACCACAGAGGAAAGUGGGAACUUUGUCACUGUUGAUGAGGUGGGAGAGAUUGAAGAGGAGGAGGAAAAGGAAGCAGUAACAAGAAAAGGUCGACCCAGGAAGAGAAGCCGACAGACUCCUGUGAGAAAAUCUACCAGAGGCAAAACAGUGAAGGAAGAAAAUCAUAGACAAGAAGAGGAAGAAAAUAAAUCCCUGCCCUCUGCUUCCCUGGACUCCUCCUCGACUCUGGACACAUCUGGUCCAUCAGGUGACGCUCAGUGUGAGACCCAGAGGACGGAGGAGGGGAAGAACACCGAAGCUGCUUCUACCGAACAUCAGCCUCUGCCUAAUGAUGGACUGAGAUUAGGAUGUGAGGAAGCAGAGAAACAAGAGCACAGAAGGGCCGACGCUACAGCUGUGGAUAAACGGAAGCGGGAUUUGACUGGACCCGAAGCAAAACGAUCUCGCUCUCAGUCUCCGAGUGUCUCUGCAAACCUGCAGCUGCCACCGUUUAAUCCCAGAAACCCUCUGGGUAAGGAAUUUGUGAAUCCCACGUCUGGGUUUUUCUGCAGUUUGUGUUCUGUUUUUUACUUAAACGAGGAUACGGCCAAGGAAGUCCACUGCAGCAGCCAGGAGCACUACGACAACCUGAAGAACUAUUACCAGAGACUUCAACAAAAUGUCCAAGGCUCGCUUUCGGACUGAUCAGAUCGUUUUCCUGGAACAUGAGGAACCACCAAAGCUUUCCAGCACCAUGAUGGACUGAGCUGUAACUUUUUUUUCUUUAUUUUUCUUAAACCUUUCAGUAUUUCGUCAGUUUUUUGUGCCUUCUUUAUACAUAAGUUAUAUAUUCCCCAGCUAAAAGUGGCAAAUAUACGUAUUUUGGAGUAUUUUGCUGCUAACUUAAUUAGGAAGGUAAACAACUAAAAGUUACUACCGACUCAAUAAGUAUUGAGAAAAACAGGCAGCAAAUGAAAUGCUGUUUACUAGUGUGGACUGUUCAAAUGAUAGAUUUAUUCUACAAAUCAAAAGGUUACGUUACCAUCAACUUUUCCACAUUCAUUUGUCACUCAGUGUCACAGCAUAGUGCAUCAGUUUGAUGCAAAGUUGAGUUCAGUUUUAUUUAACGGUUCCUGACUAAUGGAAGCUGCUGUUCUGCAUUUAGUUUUGUAGUUGAGACUCAACUUUUGUUUAUGUUGUGACUUUUCUCUUUAAACAAGGGUCCAAUGUGUUGUUUCAUUUCUGUACAUUUAUUUAAAAAAUACAGUGAAAACGUAUUGUCUCAUGUAAAGAAAUUCAUAAAGUGUAAUUAUCUGAUUUGAAAGUUAAUUUUAGUCUGUGUGUGAAAGAGUAAAGACUGAGUCAUUUUGAAUCCUUUUCUGUUGUGACAUCUGAUGACUGAGAUGAUUAAAAAUGAAUGAAAACAUCA
Molecule: messenger RNA, 10989 nt
Organism: Poecilia latipinna (sailfin molly)
Lineage: Eukaryota; Metazoa; Chordata; Actinopteri; Cyprinodontiformes; Poeciliidae
Exons: 22
Coding region: 39-10265 (3408 amino acids)
Cellular component (GO): nucleus
Molecular function (GO): zinc ion binding; RNA binding
Source: RefSeq, a predicted model, not a curated record